UUUAUUUUAUUAAUAAUAUCAAUUUUUAUAAUUUUAAUUAUGUGUUAUUAUAGUAUAAAUAAUCCGAUAAAUACGUUAGAUUGCAUACUAAUGUAUUUGAUGCAAGUAUUAUGGAAAUAACUUGCUAUUUUUUUAUUUUGAGAUUGUUUCAUUAUCGUUUCCCGGCCUAUAAGUCCAGAGAAACAGCACGGUAAGUCGGUAACCGUCCAACGGGAGAAAAAAAAAUCAUAAUUUAAUAUUACUUUCCCUGCAAUUAUCUCCCAUUUCUGUUUUAUAAAUACGCCUUAUCCAGCCGCCCCAACAAAAUUCUCCAUUUCUCUCCUCUCCAUUUUCACACGAAGAAGAAGUGGGAGCUGGAAAAAAACAGUUUUCCCUUCUUCUUCUAAGCCGCCAUUGAUAACCGCCAUGGCUGAUUACACUACCAUUCUCUCUUUCCUCAUCCUUACUCUGUACACCCAACUACUUCCAGGAUAUGCAACAACAUUCAGUAUAACAAACAAUUGCGAUUACACAGUAUGGCCUGGAAUACUCUCAAAUGCAGGAAUCUCGCCAUUACCCACUACUGGAUUCUCUCUGCAAAAGGGCGAAUCAAAAUCCAUUAACCCACCUUCAAACUGGGCUGGCCGGUUCUGGGGUCGAACCUUCUGCUCAACCGAUGACAAAACCGGAAAAUUUUCCUGUUUAACUGGCGAUUGUGGAUCUGGUAAUAUGGACUGUUCCGGAUCCGGAGCAGCCCCACCCGCUACCCUCGCUGAGUUCACUCUGUCCGGGUCGGAUGGUUUGGAUUUCUAUGACGUCAGCCUUGUCGACGGCUACAAUUUAGCUAUGUUAGUGGCUCCACAUGGCGGUAGUGGGCCCAACUGUUCGUUCACCGGCUGUGUCAGUGAUCUGAAUAUCCAGUGUCCGUCGGAAUUGAAGGUGAUGAGUGAAGGGGAAGCAAACCCAGUCGCGUGUAAAAGCGCGUGUGACGCAUUUAAUACCCCACAAUAUUGUUGUAGUGGGGCCUACGGUUCGCCGGAUACAUGUAAACCGACCAGUUAUUCGGCGGCUUUCAAGAAGGCGUGUCCACGCGCUUAUAGUUACGCGUAUGAUGAUAAGAGUAGUACAUUUACUUGUGGUGGUUCUCCUGAUUAUACCAUCACUUUCUGCCCUUCUCCAACCACCAGUCAAAAGGCAUCAUCAUCAGAAGAUGAAGGUCCACCAUCAACAUCAGCAUCAUCAUCAAAUUUGAUAAUGAACAGUUCAAUGAUAUAUGAAGGUGCUUUAGACAUGUCAUCUUCACCGUCCACGUGUACUAAUCAUCUACUUUCCGGUGGGGUUACCGUCAUUUUAGCCUUUUGGUGGUUGUGGCAGCUCAUCUGAUUCACAUUCAGUGGACUUUAUUGUCUAUGAUGGCCAGCCAAUGUUACAUCUAACAAUUCUAACAUGUUGAAAUUCAUUUUCAUCAAUCAUUAUGGGCUUGUGAUGGGCCUUAUUGGGCCCUUUCAUGGGUUUGAUUGGUGGUGAAUGGACUGACUCAUUUAUAUAGAUGGAGGUUUUGAGAGUAUGAUUGAGAGAGAGAGAGAGAGAGAGAGAGAGAAAGAGGGGAGAGAGAAGAGAAUUUUGAUAUAUUUGGUGGGUGGUUGGAGAUUAUCUAUUGUUAGUAAUAGUAUUACUCAUUUUUAGAAUUGAAGUUCCAUGUUAUUUUUUUUAUGAUUUAUUUAUAUUUUUCUUUUUAGAUAUUAGACAAAUAGAUAGAUUAAUGGUUGUAAUAUACUAUCAUAUUAGUACUUCUAUAAUAAUAUAUAAAUUUGUUAUUGUUAAUAAAUUGCUAUUUCUACUGGUGUGA
This is a messenger RNA of Amaranthus tricolor (Joseph's coat), 1828 nucleotides long. RefSeq names its product thaumatin-like protein 1b. Gene Ontology annotation, biological process: defense response. Gene Ontology annotation, cellular component: extracellular region. The transcript has 3 exons. Lineage: Eukaryota; Viridiplantae; Streptophyta; Magnoliopsida; Caryophyllales; Amaranthaceae. The coding region runs from base 406 to 1362 and encodes 318 amino acids. The record is from RefSeq and is a predicted model, not a curated record.